Molecule: messenger RNA, 746 nt
Organism: Homalodisca vitripennis (glassy-winged sharpshooter)
Lineage: Eukaryota; Metazoa; Arthropoda; Insecta; Hemiptera; Cicadellidae
Product: myosin light chain alkali-like
Exons: 6
Coding region: 123-608 (161 amino acids)
Cellular component (GO): muscle myosin complex
Molecular function (GO): calcium ion binding
Source: RefSeq, a predicted model, not a curated record
CUAUCCAGCGCCAAUUAUCGUUGACAAAAAGCCCUUGAGCAACUGUCAAAGUCCUAGUUCAUCUGUGGUUGUUAGUUUGUGCUUCUAUCUUGCAACCUCCUCUUCCCUCCUCAACACAAACAAUGGUCGACAAAGUAUCCAAGAAGGAGCUGGAACAGCUGAAGCACGUCUACAUGAUCUACGACCUGUCGGGCGAGGGCCAGAUGGACGCAGCAAAUGCCGCUGACUCUAUGAGGGCGCUGGGCCUCAACCCUACCAUCGCCUUGGUCAACAGCCUAGGAGGCAGCAGCACACCUGGCGAGAAGAAGCUGCCGUUUGAAGACUUCGCCAACAUUUACUGGGGAUGCAAGAACGACAAGGAUUCAGGAGUAUACGAGGACUUCAUUGAGUGCUUGAAACUGUACGACAAGGCUGAGAACGGUCUAAUGCAGCUCGCUGAGCUUACUCACAUGCUAACUGGGCUAGGAGAGAAAUUGUCGAAUGACGAGCUGGACGAAUGUUACGAAGACUGCAUGGACGAGGAAAACGACGAGGGAGAGAUCCCAUAUAUCCCUUUUCUGGCAAGGAUGUGCGAGAAACCCGUGCCAAAAGAUAUCAAACCACAAUAAAUUACGAAUGGACUCGAGAUUUGGACAUGUAUUGUGGCAUAUUCGCUGUGGAAACAUAGAAAAUGUGCAUGCGUCACAUAUAUUUUGAUAUGGAUUCUGUGAAUUAUUCUUGUUAAUAAUUAAAAUAAUUGCUUAUUU